GAUAAAGCCAACGUGACUGGCACUAGUUUACCAAGUGAUAUAGAGAUAAGGUCGAAGAAAACUCACCUUGUCGAUAAUACAUAUCGUUGACUGUAUUCCCGUAUACUUUCCAUGCAAAGUGAAUUGCGACAAGACUAAAAAUUAACCAGCUGAGUAAGAUUUUGAAUAUGGAGACUCUCAUAUCGUUGGCGAGCCAGUCGUCAACAAAUUCGGAUAGGAACGACAAGCAGCUGUCAGCGAUGCGGGAAAAAAACUCAAAAUCCCACGGUUCCUCCAUAGUGUCUGGUUAUUCAGCUUGUGUGGAAUAAAUAUGGUGAACUCUUCAUCCGAUUGAUACUUUAAAAAAACGUCGCUUUGGCUAGGUAACGUUAGCACAUGACAUCCUGGUCGCCAUCUCUACCAUUAGCGAAUUUGCGUUUCCUAGGAUGGCGAAGCCAUCGGGAAGGUAUGGCCGGCCCUACUCUCCCUCUGAUUGGCUAGUACGAUAGCUAGCUAGUCCUCGUUCCCUUCGUUGGUUGGGUUGGUUAGGUCAGGUUUAGGCAAGACCCGUGGGAUUGGUUAGGGUUAGGAUAGGGUAAGCCAAUAAGAGGCAGAGUAAGGCAGAGUAGGGCGGGGCAUGCCUUGGCCAUCCUAGGCAUGGAUGUGAUCCAAGGGGGGAAAAAACUCAGCUACCGAGUUUGAUGCGGUUUGUUGUUGACGUCGCGCAGCCCUAGCUCGCCACGAUAAACGUCCUAAUAAAUAGUGUUAUCUUAUAUGUUUUUCUUUUAUUGAACAACAUAUUACAUUAUUAAUAUACUAAAGUAUCUAUGUGUCAAUACAUCCCACUAUUGAGUAUUUCAGUUUUGCAACUGAAAACGUAGCUAUGCUAGUAAUACCCUAUUUUAUACAGUCUAUAAAAAUGGUAAACUGGUUAGCUAACUUAGCUUGUACCCCCCAUUUGUAAACUCAGCAAUCCCAUAGUGUUCUCUACGCAAACCCCAGAAAAACAUUUUAUCGACCUGGACAUACAGGGAACCUCUGUCAGACGACCAAAAUACCACUGAAGAUACAAGUUGCUGCUGGAUAACAGUUGCCGGGCUGCUGAUGAAAGUUGAUGUAGCGAAUUAGAUAUUCAACCCGACAUUUUGACGGUACAAAAACUGACUGGGAUGGUAUCAUGGAGAGAGACAAUCAUCAAGAAGGAGAGGCACAGGGAGUAAAGAUUUGUGAUCCACCCUGUGAGAGCAAUCCACCUGCUGAAACUUUGGCGACUUCUCUUUCCCUAUUGGGGAAUCACAUGUUUCCUGAUCCAGUGGAGAGUAAGGACAGUAACGUUACCACUGUUAACAAAGAGGAGCCUCCGGAUUCACUCCUGUCAGAUGUUACUGCAGAGGAGAAGAGUCUGGAUGCAGAGCCCCAUUCUGACCACGUAACAAAGCUACAGACUGAGGAGACAGACAACUCUGAGUGUCAGAACAAUGUGUCCACCCAGCCGCCUGACCGAGGAACCGAGGAUGCUGCAGCUGACAAUGACCAGAGCGACUCUGGGGAGUUUGUCGUUACAAUGUUGGCCAAGGCCAAGCUGGAGGAGCAAGGAAUAGGUGUGAAGGGAAGGUCAUCUCCCUUGUUGGAGGCAGGCACCCAGGAAUAUCCUGCUUUUAUGUCUCAUCGUGAUGAGGAUGUGACAGCUGACAGCUGGCGGCAGCACAGGAAGCAUGUUUUUGUGCUGAGUGAAGCAGGUAAACCCAUCUAUUCCCGAUACGGCAGUGAAGAGGCUCUUUCAUCUACAAUGGGAGUCAUGAUGGCGCUGGUUUCCUUUGUUCAAAGUGGAGAUAAUAUCAUUCGCUCAGUCUAUUCAGAGGAGCACACCGUGGUGUUCUUACAGAAAGGGCCCCUAGUGCUGGUGUGCGUCUCUAGCAGUCGGCAGACUGAGCAGCAGCUGUGUGGAGAGCUCCUCUAUGUGUACUAUCAGAUCAUCAGCAUGCUCACCCAGGCCAGCAUAUCCCGCAUCUUUGAACACAAGAAAAACUACGACCUGAGGAGACUCCUGGCUGGCUCAGAGAAGAUCCUGGACGGUCUUCUCAACCUGGUGGAUUCUGACCCCAGCUUCCUGCUUGCAGCAGUACACUGCUUGCCUUUAGCCUCCUCUCUCAGGGACAAUCUCAGCCAGAUCCUGCAGAAAGCGAUCACCCCCAAUCUGGUUUUCUCCAUCCUCAUUGCCAAGAACCAGCUGCUCACCAUCGUCCAAGAAAAGACAGUCAUCGAGGACACCAGGCUGGAGCCCGCUGACAUUCAUCUCCUGCUCAACCUCAUCGGAGCCUCCUCUGCCUUUCAGGCUGGGGAGAUCUGGACUCCCAUCUGCCUUCCCCUCUUUAAUCCUGACUGUUACUUUUAUGCAUACAUUUCUUACCUGGACCCUCCAGAAUGCACUGUUUGCUUGCUGCUGCUCUCGACAGACAAGGAGGCUUUCUACGCUGUAGCUGAGUGCAAAAGGAAGAUAGAGGAGGCCAUGAUGGCGCAGAACUCCCUGAGCCUCAUUGACAAAGUCCAUUCGUACAGCGUGAGCCAGGUGGGCGUCUCAGACCUCAGACACUUCAUGUACAAGCCCUUUGAUGUGCCAGACAACUACCGCCAGCUCACUCAGUUCACCAGCCCAGAGAUGGAGGCCCCGUACGGCAGCGAAGAGGAGAAAAUGAGACUGCUGGACCUUUAUCGUUAUAUGCACAGCCGCAUCCACAGCACUUCACGACCCCUCAAGCUCAUCUACCACGUCGCUGAGAGGGAAACUCUGCUAGCCUGGGUCACAAGUAAAUUUGAGCUGUAUACCUGCUUCAGUCCCCUGGUGACAAAGGCCUGUGCUAUUACUGCUAUCACUAAGCUUCUAAGGUGGAUUAAAAAGGAGGAGGACCGUCUCUUCAUCAGAUACCCCCCAAAGUAUUCAACCACACCAAACCCCAGCAAGAGCUCUCGAGGUGGGAAAUCUGACCAGCAAGACUCCACAGACAACGGCGUCUUAUCCCUUCUAUAGGACUCUCUUAGUGCUACAAUAGUUGCUCCGCCUCAUUCAACAAUAGUUUGUACACUGGUUCCAAGAUAUUUUUUUGAACCCUUUUGACACUUGUUGGACUGACAUUGACUACUGGAAUUAAACACUACAAACGUUUUACAGUAUUUAAGAAGGAAUGAACUUUUUUAAAACUGUUAUUAUUUCUUUACCUUAACAAGAAAGCAUGUCAUUACAUCACUGCUUUCAAUCAGAAACAGUCAGGGCAAAACAGCAUUAAUAAGUUUUAAAUUGAACUGUGGUAGAAAAUAAUUGCAAUGAUAUUUAAAUGUUUUUAUAAUGUUUCAUUACUGCAACAAGAGAGAAAAUUUCAUCACGGACAGUGAAUGUAUCACACAAAUGACUUUUUCAUCGCAGUUAAGUUGAGGAGUGAAAUUAAUUUAAGCUACCUUUCUCAGACUAGUUCUUAGAUAUAGAUUUCUUGUAUGAAUCAAAAACAUCUCAAUGUCACAAAACAGGAUAUGCAAGUAUAUUUUGUUUUUGGGCUCAACAUAAACUGGAAUAACUGAAACUGCCAGAACAGGGAUGGGCCACCAUGUGUCAUACACGGUCAUGAACUGGCAAAUUUCCCUCUAUGGAUUUGGUCGCACAUCCCUGUGACAGAACUUGAAAACAUCGUAUUGUUGUGUAUCCCACCAAUGUUUCUAUUUAUCAGAUUUCAAUUAUGUUACAUUUUGUGCAGAAAACAAGUAGGAAAUCCCAGCCUGUUACACACUUCACUUGAUCAUUGUCAUUGUUAGUGUUUUCAUUGUCGUCUAGUUAGGCCAAGAAGAUGCCACUGAGCUCACGCAGUGUUUAUCUGCAGAUACUUCUAGUACUUUAUCAGUCGACACUUAAUGUAGUGACUUCAGACGACUUAUCUUUUUGGAUAAUAGUUUUGUAAAGAUGGUCUAUAAACACUAGCCUCAUCCUUGUGUCCUUUGAGGAAUUUCCUGUCAAUUCAAGUCUCAAGAGUAUGUUUAUAGUAGUAUAAAAUAAAUCCCAGUUUGCACAAAU
Molecule: messenger RNA, 4039 nt
Organism: Perca flavescens (yellow perch)
Lineage: Eukaryota; Metazoa; Chordata; Actinopteri; Perciformes; Percidae
Gene: mon1bb
Product: MON1 secretory trafficking family member Bb
Exons: 7
Coding region: 1157-3007 (616 amino acids)
Biological process (GO): vesicle-mediated transport; protein targeting to vacuole
Cellular component (GO): Mon1-Ccz1 complex
Source: RefSeq, a predicted model, not a curated record